Paramecium octaurelia is the source of this 2346-nucleotide messenger RNA. Lineage: Eukaryota; Ciliophora; Oligohymenophorea; Peniculida; Parameciidae. The record is from the annotation of a GenBank genome assembly.
AUGAUCUAAAGUAUAAGAGUAAGUACCAAUUUUCAUAAGUAAAUGGAAAAAUUAAAAGGAUUAUUGGUUUCCACUCAUACAAUAUCCCCUAUUGAGGCAGAUCAACCAAUUAGAAAAACUUAAACUCCUUUGAUUGGAUAAUUAUAAUAAUCCAUCUAAUUUAGCGAUGAGGAAGAAUAAAGUGAAAAUAUCAAGGAGAUUGAUGUGAAAUCAACGAAUUUUAAUGAUGAGUUUGUUUUAGGAAGAAAAUUGGGAGAAGGUACUCAUGGAAUAGUAAAACUAUGUUGGAAAAAGGACAAUCCAAAUAUGUUAUUUGCUGUGAAAAUAAUUACAACUAUUGAUGAAGAGCAUUUGGAAAUAGUCAGAUAAACAUUCAUAAAUUCGACAAUCAUCAAAAGUCCUUACAUAGCAAAAUGUUACAAAUUAUAUAUCGAUAUCAAUGUAAUUUAUAUGCUAAUGGAAUAUGUGCCGUAUUCAAAUUUAUAAACUAUUUUGCAAGAGAAAACAAAGCUAAAAGAACAUGAGGUAUAAAAAAUUGCAAAUGCAUUAUUAAAAAGUGUGAGAUGUUUACAUAGCUGUGGAGUAUGUCAUAGAGAUAUAAAACCAGAUAAUAUUAUGAUCGAUUAGAAGUAUUACAAUAGUUAUUCAAAGUGAUUUUUCAGUUAAAUUAAUAGAUUUUGGUGUUUCUAGAAGAUUUGUAUCAUAUAAUAAUAGCACUUUUCGAUAUAUAAGAAAGGCGAUGUUGACUGUAACUGGCAAUCUUCAUUAUCGAGCACCUGAAAUUAUGUUUAGUCAAUCUUAUGGAUAUAAUUAAUAGAUUGAUUUGUGGGCUAUAGGUGUUACAUUAUAUCAAUCUUUAACAGGAUCUUUGCCAUUUAUUUCUGAUAAUACAGCAGAAAUCAUAGCAUAGCUGUCUGAUAGGUAUGUAUUCAAUUGAUUAUAUUAAAAUUAGCAAUUCAUUGUAAGAAGCAUUCUAAUAAGAGUCAUUCUUAAAAUUAUCAACCAGUUGUAGAGAUCUAAUCAAAAGACUUCUUAUGUGGAAUCCUCUAAAAAGAUUAACUGCUUCUGAAGCAUUAAAACACAUAUGGAUUCCAAAUGCUUAAACUCCCAAGAAACCCUUGAUAAAGUGGAUCACAAAGGAUGACAUGAAUACAAGUAGAAUAAGCUAAAAUAGUGAUAUUUUGAAUAAGUCUUUAAUCAACAGUGCUGAUAUUUUGAAUUAAGAGUUACAGAACACUUUAAUUAUAAGCAGACAAAUUGAUUCCAUUUUGGAAAGCUCUUAAGGUUCUAAUAAGAGCUUGCGAUUCUCAAUUAAAAUAAAAUAAGAAAAAGAUGGUCAAGAUUUUAAAUCUAAACUAAAAUAAUUCAAAUUAGAAUCAUCUAUUAAUAUAUACAGCAGAAAAAAUUAAAGUCAAACUAACGCAAUAUAAUUGGUAGGAGCUUGGGAUGAAAAAAAGAGAAAUUCAAUUAAAUUGGAGGAAGAUGAUGAUAUAUUUGGCAUAAAGGUCUGUCGCAGUCAUCAUUCUCUAACUUAAUUUGAAGAUCCAUUGUAAGUAGAGUAAUAACCUUAAAACAACUAAUUGGAUCCUAAACUCUUGCAAGAGAUCUCUAAAUAUAAUUUGUGAUUUAAUAUAUAUACUUUAUCAUAAUAAUGAACUCAUCUAAAACUUCAAGAACUAAAGCCAUUAAUUAACUACACAUAGAACAAAAAGUCUCUUUAAAAAUCUCUUUAAUAUAUCUACAUUCAGAGAAUCCGUUCCUUCAAUUUUAAAGCCAAAUCCAUUCUCACCCUCAAUCCAAUCACCUGUAUAAAUUUAACCAAAAUAGAAUGAAAAGAAAAUUACUUUACUCAGAAAAGAAAUAAUGAAUUCUUUAUCGGGAAAAUCUAAUUAAGUAUUUUAAGCUCAAAAUAUAUAUAUCAAAGAAGGGUUCUAUGCAAUCGAUGUAAAAUGCGAUUUAAAUCUAUCAGAUCGAAUGAGAAUCGUAUAGAUAAGAAAUUCAAACUAUUCCAAUCCUCCAUUUCAACAUAAGAUAUAAAAAUAAUCUAACUUAUCAGAAAAUAAACAUUUCUUAUAAAGUUUAGAGAAAAACAUCCUUUAGUCAUUGAUGAAGUCUCAAACCAAACUCUAAAAUGCUAGGCUCCUUCUAAAUAGCCUAGGGAACCUAAUUCACUUUUUUAUAAGAAACUUAUAAUCAUAAUAAAUAACUUAAAGAAGUAUCAGUUAAGGUGUUAUUGAGAAACCAAAAUCAAAUAAAUGGAAAGCUUGGCCAUUAUAUUUAGAGGGUUGGAAUACUCAUUUGAACAAUCCUGAAGAAGAUCUAAUGUCAUAACUUCAAUAUUAUUGA